Myripristis murdjan (pinecone soldierfish) is the source of this 2426-nucleotide messenger RNA. Its product is annotated as erythrocyte band 7 integral membrane protein. The coding region runs from base 153 to 1001 and encodes 282 amino acids. The record is from RefSeq and is a predicted model, not a curated record. The transcript has 7 exons. Gene Ontology annotation, cellular component: plasma membrane. Lineage: Eukaryota; Metazoa; Chordata; Actinopteri; Holocentriformes; Holocentridae.
AAGUCGGAGACUCUGAGGUAACGGUUAGCCACCGCUCGCUGCUAAUGCGAUAAAACUGACUCUCAGCUGCAAAAGUGAGGAAAACAUUCACAUACCGUUAAAGUCAGUUGGAUAAUUGAACAUAUUAUGAACCUCCGUAUCCGAGGGUCGUGAUGCAGAGCUUUAACAACAGAGUCGGAGUUGAAUUUGUGGACGGAUCAGACGCUGAAGACAACAAAGCUGGCGGAGCGGCGGCCGGGCUGUGGGGCGUCGUCGCGGCCGUGGUGACGCUGCUGUCCCUGCUGCUCCUCCUGGCCACCUUCCCCCUCACCGUGUGGACCUGCGUCAAGGUCGUCCAGGAGUAUGAGAGGGCCGUCGUCUUCCGCCUGGGCCGCGUCGUUAAGGGACGAGCAAAAGGACCCGGUCUCUUCUGGGUCAUUCCCUGGCUGGACGUCAUCCAGAAAGUGGAUCUGCGAACUGUGUCCUUUAACAUCCCUCCACAAGAGGUCCUGACUGCCGAUUGGGUGCCAUUAAAGGUCGAUGGUGUCAUGUUUUACCGGGUGGUGGACCCGUCCCUCUGGGUGAUGCGGGUGGCCAAUGGCCCCCUGGCCACACACACUCUGGCCCAGACGACCCUGAGGGCCACGCUGGGCGCACACACACUCGUUGACAUCCUGACACAGAGGAAGAGCAUCGCACAGAGGAUGGAGGAGGUUCUGUAUGCGGCGUCCAGGGUGUGGGGCGUGCAGGUGGAGCGGGUGGAGCUUAAAGAAAUGACGCUGCCCCUCGGCCUGCAGCGCUGCAUGGCUGCCGAGGCUGAGGCUGUCAGGGAGGCCAGGGCCAAGAUGAUUGUGGCAGACGGGGAAGUGAAGGCGUCCCAUGCCCUGAAAGAGGCGGCAUCAGGAUUUUCCCCCGUGGCUCUCCAGCUGCGCUACCUGCAGUCGAUGUCCUCCGUCUCGAAUGUGGCCUCGUCCACCCUGGUCUUCCCCUGUCCCACAGAGCUGCUGCACGCCUUCACCUAGCUCCUCACCUGGAGGUCUCUGCUGGGGCGAGGAAGGUAGACUGUAAGGUGUGUAAAGAUGACAACAAAUAAAACAAAAAAACUAAAAAGGGAACAAAAAAAACACCAAACCCCCCUGUACCAACACUUGUUUAUUGUUGCAUUUGUCAUUUGCCAAACAAAGUGCCGCUCUUAUUUACAUCCUUUAUUAAAGUCACUGUGCUUGAAUAUGCUGUUUUUGUUAAACUGUUAAGAUGAAGGCGAUUUGAGGAGGGGAUGAGGAGGGGAUGCCGUCCAUCUUGUUAGCAAAAUGACCAAAAUGCAUCCCCUCGUUAACCUCCCCUCGUUAACCUGUCCUCGUUAACCUCCCCUCGUUAACCUGUCCUCGUUAAGAUCCUCUCUGUGCUGUGUGUUGAUGAAUCCAUGGUGCUGUCCGUGGUGCUGAAGACGCAGACGGAUUUGUAAUUGCACCUUUUUCUCUCAGUCCAGCCCCUCUGUCACUUUUGUCUCGGGUCUAUAAUAUUCUCCAAACUAUUUACUAUAGAAACUCAGUUCUAUAUUAUAUUGUAGCCUAUAUACAUUAUAGAGCAGCGUCAUCUGCAUACAGACACACUGCUGCCUGUCGUAUUCCUAUAAUAUUCCUGUAAUAUUUCUAUAAUCAUUCAGUACUAUCUGCGCUGCUGAAAAUACACCCCACACCAAGCCGCUGCUAUAACAACAUAUUUUUAGGGGAGACGUGACUACAGAUCUAGUUUUUACUAGAGAUGUUUGGUGUAACCUGGGAGUGGAGCAGGUCAUGUGACCGAGGAAAUUAACCUGAAGCUCGCUCAGUUGCUGUCGUUAGAAAAUUCAAGAUGAAGUUUAUACCGUCAAACGCUCUCAUGUGAAACUUGAGCGUUAUGAAAGAAGUCCACAUCCAGUAAAAGAACAGGACUGUACAAAAUAUGUUUUAGCCUAAUAGCAGUUCUAUACAAACUUAUUCUUUAUUCACAGAGUCCACUCCCUUUGCUGGUGAUAUCAGGGGUGCAAAUAUUUCAUGUUUAUUUUUAAGUAUUUCUCAGGUUUUUCUGAGGUGACUUUUUUCUGACAUUCACUACCUUUAACCGGUUGUAUUAGGCUUUAAUGUUCUCUUUUCUAUUUUGCACAAUGUUGCACAAUGUCCUUUGGGGGGUGGACAUGGGUGGUGGUUAGGGAGUGGGACGGUGCUCCCACUGGGCAAACACCCCCCCUGUUAAAAAAAAUAACAAAUCACCUGCUGCUGUUAAGAAUACCUCAUUAUGUCAAAUGCUGGCAUUUCAGUUCAUGUACGGUGUCUUUUGUAUUUAUUUUCUAUGUCAUUGUUGUAACUUCACACAGUUGCUCUUGGUCAAUUUUGUGCAAAUUUUUGAAUAUACCGUAUAAUUGCAUAUUACAUGUUAAAUUACACUGUUAAUAAAUGAGACAUGUA